Molecule: messenger RNA, 3309 nt
Organism: Plasmodium vivax (malaria parasite P. vivax)
Lineage: Eukaryota; Apicomplexa; Aconoidasida; Haemosporida; Plasmodiidae
Exons: 5
Coding region: 1-3309 (1102 amino acids)
Cellular component (GO): nucleus
Molecular function (GO): DNA binding; ATP-dependent chromatin remodeler activity; chromatin binding
Source: RefSeq, a predicted model, not a curated record
AUGGACGUGUUCGAAUUUGUGGACCCCCUGCGGAAGCGGAAAAUCACCAACAACCUCUUCGACUUCGACCAGUACGUGUACAAGGAGAAGCUGAACGAGUCGGAGGAGAAAAAAAGCGAAGAGUCCGUGGUGAAGAAGAAGAAGAAAAAGAAGCUGAGGAGGGUACUGGACAGCUCAAAUAGCGAGGGGGACAACAACUCGAAGGAGGAUGCCUCCCCCCCCCAGUCGGGGAGGAAGCGAAACGGGGAGCCAGCCAACAAGAGGGAGAAGAAGGGGCGAAACGGGCCAAGCGGGUUAAGCGGCCAAAGCGGACUAAGCGGGCCAAUCGAACCAACCGAUGAGAGCCCCAAGAAGGAGCACGAAGACGAGGAGCAGAAGGACGGCACCGCGCAGCACCCAAACGGAAGCAACAACAACCUGAGUGACGAUAAUGAGGACGAUUACUCCCUGUCGAACGAGCGGGAGGAGCACGAAAAGAACCUGAAGGACCUGUUCGAAUGCUUGCUAGCGUCCAUCAAGAUAAAGAACAAAAUUAUAGAGUACUUCACCUCAAACGUAAAGGAAAAGAGGCAGGAAAUUAUAAAGGAGUUUGUAAAGGGGUCCUUCCGAGUGAGUAAUUUCGACGCGAAUUUCAGCCAUUUUGAGAGAGAAGUGGACACAUUUCAUAAGCUGAAGAAGUACCAAAAAUGUGGCGUCUUCUGGUUAUAUGCACUGUAUAGGGAAAAGAAAAACGGAAUCUUGGCGGACGAAAUGGGAUUGGGCAAAACGGCCCAGACGUGUGUCUUCCUCGAUUACAUGUACCGAACGAAGGAGCUACAAAAUAAAACCAUCAUCGUGGCUCCGACGAGUCUACUUAAAAACUGGAACAACGAAAUUAACAUGUGGUGCCCCUACCUCAGGAAUAAUAAAAUCAUUUAUUAUGGGAAUCAAAAUGAAAGGAAAUAUCUCGCCUAUGAUAUAUUCACCAAUAAGGCGAAUAACAUACACUUAAUUGUCACGAGUAUUAAUAUGCUCAUCGGGAAGAAUGACGUGUCCUAUUUUAGGCAAAUUAAAAAAUACGACUACCUCAUCUUUGAUGAGGCUCAUUUUCUGAAGAAUAAAAACUCCCUAAUUUAUAAGAAGUUGCAAAAGAAAAUCGUUUUUAAUAAUAAGAUUCUGCUCACCGGGUCACCCAUCCAGAACAAAACACAGGAACUCAUGAAUCUGCUUCUCUUCCUCAUGCCAGAGAUAUUUACCGAAAAAAAUAUUAACAACGCUAUGAGUGCCUUCGUCAAAAUGUACCAAGAGAUUCUAAACAGCAAGGAGGGUAGUGACGACCAGGGGGAGGGGAUCGACUCUGCUGCCACCCCUUUGAAGAGCGCAAAAACGCUCGAAAUUUAUGAUAUCAAGUCGGUGGAAAGGAAGGAGCCCAGUGACUCCACCGGGGGAAAGGUCACCUCUCCAGGUGGUAAUACCCCCUCCUCAGAUGGUAACACCUCCUCCCCUGGUGGUAACACCCCCUCCUCGGGUAGCAACUCCACCUGCACAGAAGAGACCAAAAAUAUUAUUAAAAAUUACCUCAUCGAAACGAUAAAAAACGAUGUGAAGUACGUCAAACUGAAGAACAAGGAAAUCAUUCUGCUCCAACUCAUUAUUGAGCCGUACAUUUUGAGGCGGUCCAAGAAGCACGUGUUCAUAGAUAUGCCCAAAAAGCACAGCAUAAUUAUUAAGCUGCCCCUGAACAGCACGCAGCUGAACCUGUAUAAGGAUGAAAUAAUGUCGAAGAUGCAGCACACGCAUAAGCACCUGGAGUUUCUGCAGAAGCACUCGAAUAGGAAGGAGCUGGAGAGGCUCGCGGCCGUCUUCGAGAAGAGGGACAUCAAGCGGGAGCAGAUCUUCCGCGCGGGGAGCGACGUUGCCGAGGUUGGCGGCGUUGCCGAAGUUGCCGAUGCUGCCGACGAGGGGGAGUCGGGUGCCACCCCCAAUGGGAGAAGCCACGCGGCCAGGGAAGUGCCUACCGACGCCGCUGCCGCCCCGGCGGAGCAGCCCAACGACUACGACGACGAGGACGACAAAAUUGACGAGGAAACGAUCAACAUAGAAAAGGCAGAGGAGAACAAAGACAGCAACAUUGUGAUUAAUAAAAGGCAGGACGAGCCGGCGGACACCGAAAGCGUUAACAACACCAGCAAGGAGGUAAGAGGGAAAAUGAUAAAUGCGUCCAUUUUCAUCCUAAGGCGAAUAUGUAACCACCCCCUUCUACACAAAUAUUACUACUCCGUGGAGGAUAUAAAAAAGAUUUCCAAAUAUUUCUACGCCAACACGGAUCAGUACCUUGAUUUGGACCUCAAGACGGUCGAAAAUGAAUUUAUGAAGAUCUCCGAUUUUGACAUUCACCUGUCGAUUAAGCAUUUAAUAUCCCAAGGGGAUGAAAAUUUGAACAAGUACCUCAUUUCGAAGGAGCACAUCCUCAACAGCAGCAAGAUACACCACAUGAUUUCGCUCAUUAAGGAGAUUCGCAAGAAGAAGGAGAAGGUCCUCAUCUUCUCUCAGUUCACCACCUUCCUGGACAUCAUUGAGGAGGCCCUCCUCUACGAGUUUAUCUACGACGAGCAGGACUUCGCGGACCACCGGCAGGGCGGGAAAGGAGGCAACCCAGAUGAGAAGGGUGAGAAGGGGCGCCUCGACGGGCAGGAGGAAGCGGAUCAAGCGGAUCAAGCGGAUCAAGCGGAUCAAGCGGAUCAAGUGGAUCAAGCCGAUGACGACGCUGCCAACGACGCUGAUGCCGCCAAUGCUGCCAACGACGAUGCCCCCCCCCGAAGCAACUCCGGGAAGGAGGAAGACCCCAACGGAGACUUCAACAAAAGCGAAAAGGACCUCUACCUGUCGUCCUCCACCACCUCCACGUCGUCGUUCACCUCCGACCGCAAGGGGAGCAGCCAAAUCUACGUCCGCCUGGAUGGCUCCACCAACACGAUCGAGAGGCAGAAAAUUAUAAAGCGCUUUUCCAAAAACGACAACGUGUUUAUCUUCCUGCUGUCGACUAAGGCGGGCGGCGUGGGGCUCAACUUGAUCGCGGCCAACCACGUCAUUCUGAUGGACCAGGACUGGAACCCCCACAACGACAGACAGGCGGAGGAUCGAGUCCACCGACUAGGACAAAAGAACGAAGUGUACAUUUACCGACUAUGCUGCAAGAACACCAUCGAGGAGACCAUCCUUCGGUGCUGUAAAGCAAAGCUCCACCUGGACCAGGCCUUCGGCGGCAACAGCGACAUGUUGCAAACGGCCCUUAUAAAGGAUGCCUUGAGUGCAAUUGAGAUGCAGUAA